GGGGGUGGUGAGGGUGGGGAGAACAAGUCUUGGUUCAAAUACCACAAGCUCACUUUUCUUGUUGAGUUUUAGUAAAUUUUCCUGAAUGAAUGUUUUUUUCAGUGGCUGCAUACCCUUCUCUGGACCAUUUCCACAGAUUAAAGAAUUUUUUAGAAACUAUUUUCACCAGUUUUGCUGUGAGGUAAGUAAAGAGAACUCUUCAAUGUCAUGCCACUGUAGAUUCUUUUUUGAUAACUCAAAGUCAUAAGACUGUAGGCAGCAGAAAGCCAGAGAACUCAAAUCCCAGUGCCCACAUCAUAAUUCACUCUGUAAGUAUUGAUUAAGUAUCAACUAUGAAAAUGGCUAAGAACUAAAAAUGGAUUGAGUUGACGGUAACUAAAGCAAGGGGUUCUGCACUGGCAGACAUACCAUUAUCCAUAUACUUUAUGGAAUAUCUAUUAAUAUAACAUGUGAGAUAUAAGAAUGGAAGAUAAAAAGCUAAAAAUCUAUUUUAGGAAUUAGAUUUUCACAAAAAGAGAACACGUAAACCAAGGCAGCCUGCACUAAGUGCCCAGAGAAUAAAUGCUCCAGUUUUUCAGGGCAUGGUCAGGGAAGAUUUCUGUGGAAGGAGAGUGUGGUGAACCAGGCUUGGAAGAAGGGUAGGAUUCAGGCGGGUGGGAUUGGGGGCAGGACACAUUUCAGGCAGAGGUGCUGAAGAGGGAUUGUAUUUGGUGUGUUUGAGCAAUGAGGAGACUUUUCUGCUUGCUGUUCAGUGAUCAAGUUGGAGAAAAGUGGUAGUGACCAAAGCAGGAGAUUGGGUGUUGGACCAAGGAGUUUGAACUCUGUCUUGUGGGCUGCUGAGAGCAAUGAGCGCCGUCAACUACAAACUGACACUUGCCAUCUACCUCUAUAAGGGUUAAAGCAUGUGCUCUGACCUUCAGCAGCCUCUGAAAGGAGUUCAGGGUGGAGCGCAGAAAUGAGGCACUCUGUGCUUGGGAUGGGGUAGGGGAACUGGCAGGACAGAUCUUCAGAUAGGUAUUUUGAGGAUCUCAUUUUAUAGGUCCAAUUCUUAUGUCUCCUCAUAUCUAAAAAAGCACUAAAAUCCUUCUUGGUGAUGACUGUUUCUCAUCACUGGCAAAAAAGCUUCAUGAGACUAGCAGAAACCUUCUGUACAUGUGCUUGACUGUAUGUAUUUCCUCCUUUGCCAGAAUCAGUGCAUACUGACCUUCACCCCUGCCUCUUUGGAGCAGUCUCUCAGAGGUACUUGAGGCACCAUUUCCCAGGCUGCAGUCCUCAUUUUGCCCCAAAUAAAAUGGCAGGUAACUCACAUUGUACAUUUUUUUUUAAGUCAACAGUGCUUUUUAGAAAAGAGUGAGUUGAGUAAAGAGAUUUUAGGAAAAUGGUUUUGCCUGUAGUGUGUAGAUAGAAUGAAGUGUGUGGGUAUGUGUGUGUGUGCAGGUGUAUGCUCAGAGGAAGGCUGGAGGCAAGGAGAUUAGUUAUUAUACUCUUACAAAGAAUUGAAGGUCUGGAUUAAGUGAAGGGGCUGGGAAUGGAAAGAAAGUGUCUGGUGUAUGGUAAAACAUUAUCAGGACCUCAAUAAGGCCAACCAAUUGUUAAAAGAGACAUGCAGUUUCGCUCAAAAAAUACUAGAACCCAAGGUGAUAGGGGCUGAUGUAGUAAUUUAAGAUAUCACGCAAAUUUUAUUCAUGGAUUUCUCUUGCGGUAACUAUUUACAAUUAAACAGGGUCUCUUUAUUUUUGAAUUCGCAUGUUUCUCUUCCUGCUUGUUACUUCAAGUCCUCCUCCCCACAAUUCGCUUUUAUUUGUUCUCCAGUUAAUCUCUAGUAUGUUUUUGCAGGAGGAAAUUUAGGGUUGCAACAACGCCAAAGAUGUAUGAUUUCAAAGAUGAGUUUUCUCCCUUGAAAACAGAUAUCCGCCUAGAAAGGGGAGGCACGUGGCCAACUCUUGCCUUUCAGCACGUCUAUGUGACCUUCAAAACUCCUUAGGACACGCCGGUUUGCUGCGGGGCUGCACCCCCGUCAGACUCAGGUUGGCAGAAUCUCCUGGGGCUGCCGGGUGUGCACGGCUUGCGGUUCUGAAGCUAGAGUUCACAAAACAAUACAAAGACACGGACAAAAGCCAAACCACAGAACCCCAUGCCUUAUGGGUGAAGUCGCGGAAGAAAGGUUCUGCUCUUGCCCUUUUAAAAUUCCAGUGCAGCAAACACACACCCGCGCGCUCGCGCGCGCGCGCGCGCACACACACACACACACACACACGCAUACACGCCGGAUCGGCUUUUCCCACUCCCUGCUACUCUGCACCAGUGUCCUUCCCCGAGUCCUGAUUCAUGAACCGUGCCACCUUUGUCUCAUUUUAAACUGUGCAGACUAUUUUCAUCCUCCCACCCCCCUCCCCGGUUCCCCCUCUCCCUUCCUGCACUGGAAAGCUCUGAUGUAAGGCGCUCGCUAGGUGGGAGAGAGCUUCUUUCCAUCGGCUCGGGUCGGCGAGAUCCCGAGAGCCCCCCCCCCCUCCGCGGGACCUCCGCCGGAGGGGGCCGCUGCCCGGAGGUCCGCUGCGGGCGCGGGGGUGAGCGCCUCGAUCCCUUUAAGGUGUCGCCGCGCUCGCAGGAGCCGGCGCGGGUCCCGAAGCGGGUGGGGAAGUCCUGCCGCCCUCCCCCGCCUCCAGCUUGCAAGCGUCCGGGGGGCCCAGCCGUCCUCCGCCCGCCGCGCACGGGCGGGCCAUGCGGCUGUGAACCAUGUCCUCCUCCUCCUAUGCCAAGAACGGGAGCGCUGACCGGCCGCACUCCCCAACCUCACAGGUGGCCCGAGGCACCACGACCCGGAGGAGCAGGUUGAAAAGAUCCGAUGGCAGCACCACUUCGACCAGCUUCAUCCUCAGACAGGGUUCAGCGGACUCCUACACAAGCAGGCCGUCUGACUCUGAUGUCUCUUUGGAAGAGGAUCGGGAAGCGAUUCGGCAGGAGAGGGAGCAGCAGGCGGCCAUCCAGCUUGAGAGAGCAAAGUCUAAACCCGUAGCAUUUGCUGUGAAGACGAAUGUGAGCUACUGUGGUGCCUUGGACGAGGAUGUGCCUGUUCCAAGCACGGCCAUCUCCUUUGACGCGAAGGAUUUUCUACACAUAAAAGAGAAAUAUAACAAUGAUUGGUGGAUAGGAAGGCUGGUGAAAGAAGGCUGUGAGAUUGGCUUCAUCCCAAGUCCGCUGAGAUUGGAGAACAUACGGAUUCAGCAGGAACAGAAAAGGGGCCGUUUUCACGGAGGGAAAUCUAGUGGAAAUUCUUCUUCAAGUCUUGGAGAAAUGGUAUCAGGGACAUUUCGAGCAACUCCAACAUCAACAGCAAAACAGAAGCAAAAAGUGACGGAGCACAUCCCCCCCUACGACGUGGUGCCAUCCAUGCGUCCGGUGGUGCUGGUGGGGCCAUCGCUGAAGGGUUAUGAGGUCACAGACAUGAUGCAGAAAGCCCUCUUUGAUUUCCUGAAGCACAGGUUUGAUGGGAGGAUAUCAAUAACAAGAGUGACAGCUGACAUUUCUCUUGCUAAGAGGUCUGUGCUAAAUAAUCCCAGCAAGAGAGCAAUAAUUGAACGUUCGAACACUCGGUCCAGCUUAGCGGAAGUACAAAGUGAAAUUGAAAGAAUCUUUGAGUUGGCAAGAUCUUUGCAACUGGUUGUUCUUGAUGCAGACACCAUCAAUCACCCAGCACAACUUAUAAAGACCUCCUUAGCACCAAUUAUUGUUCAUGUAAAAGUCUCAUCUCCAAAGGUUUUACAGCGGUUGAUUAAAUCGAGAGGAAAGUCUCAAAGUAAACACUUAAAUGUUCAACUGGUAGCAGCUGAUAAACUUGCACAGUGUCCCCCUGAAAUGUUUGACGUCAUACUAGAUGAGAAUCAGCUGGAGGAUGCAUGUGAACACCUGGGCGAGUACCUUGAGGCCUACUGGCGAGCCACCCACACGACCAGUAGCACCCCCAUGACUCCCCUGCUUGGAAGGAACCUGGGCUCAACAGCACUCUCGCCAUAUCCCACAGCAAUCUCUGGGUUACAGAGUCAGCGUCUGAGGCACAGCAACCACUCCACAGAGAACUCUCCAGUUGAAAGACGAAGUCUAAUGACCUCUGAUGAAAAUUAUCACAAUGAAAGGGCUCGGAAGAGCAGGAACCGCUUGUCUUCCAGUUCCCAGCAUAGCCGAGAUCAUUACCCUCUGGUGGAAGAAGAUUAUCCUGACUCAUACCAGGACACUUACAAACCUCAUAGGAACCGAGGAUCUCCUGGGGGAUAUAGCCAUGAUUCUCGACAUAGGCUUUGAGUCUGCAGAAACAAACAAAAAGUUCAUCUGUUGACGAUUUGCCAUAGCACUGCUAGGAUACAACCAGUCAUCUUAACGUGGCAAGUACAGCACAGUACUGACUGUGCUUAUGGGCUGCUGUCAUUGAUGCUAAGAAGGGGCAAAAAAAAAAAAUGUACAUUAUGCCCUUAAGUCUAGAUGGAUCUUAGAUGCC
This is a messenger RNA of Bubalus bubalis (water buffalo), 4492 nucleotides long. RefSeq names its product calcium voltage-gated channel auxiliary subunit beta 4 (gene CACNB4). The transcript has 14 exons. The record is from RefSeq and is a predicted model, not a curated record. NCBI's taxonomy places the organism in Eukaryota, Metazoa, Chordata, Mammalia, Artiodactyla, Bovidae. Gene Ontology annotation, cellular component: voltage-gated calcium channel complex. Gene Ontology annotation, biological process: chemical synaptic transmission; calcium ion transmembrane transport; neuromuscular junction development. Bases 2737 to 4299 code for a protein of 520 amino acids. Gene Ontology annotation, molecular function: high voltage-gated calcium channel activity; protein binding.